AUGCAACAACAACCGCAAGGAAGCGAUCCACGUCGAGCCAAUCGAAUCGUUCGAUUCAAACCCGUCGACCCACAAUUGGGACAACAACAAGCAGUGGCCGAAGAUCCGUUGCCGGAAUAUAUGAAUGUUUUGGGCAUGAUUUUCAGCAUGUGUGGAUUGAUGAUUAGGGUGAGGGCUUUGAGGGGAAUUUUGGGACAAAAAUGGAUAUUUUUCCAUGAAAAAUACGGGUUUUCGCGGAAAAUUUGCAUAAAUCGAUAAUUUUCAAUCAAAAUUCAUCAAAAUAAUUCGGCCGAAGUUCUUGAGAAUUCAGAAUUUCUCCUCCAAUAUGAAUAUUAUCAAAAAUCCAUCAGUGACACGUGGAAUUUCACGACUUCUAUCCGAAAACCUCAAAAUAUUCAAAUAAAAACCAUUUCGAUCAUGAAAUUUGCCAGCGCAAUCUUCAAAUGUGAAAUGUCCGAGAUAAUUGUCGAAUCUCACAGUGUUUAGUAUAUUUUGAGCUGUGGAAAUUGGAGCUUCGUUUGAAAAUAUGGAAUUAAUACUACGAUUGUGUUUUGAGAAAUUAUAAGAAAAGCCUUGAAGAAUUUCGUAUUUGUAUAAAAUCCUGCCUGUCAACCUCAUUUCAAUUGCCACUCUCUUACCAGAUUUUUCAAUUUCAAAAUCCAAAAAUCAUCUAUUUUUUGUCUGAUCUUCUGCAUGCCUCAAUUUUGGUUGGAAUUGUUUUCAAAUAUAUUUGACUGUGAAGGCUUUUCUUAUAAUUGCUCAAAACACAAUCGUAGUAUUACUUCCACAUUUUCAAACGAAACACCAAUUUCCACAGCUCAAAAUAUACUAAACACUGUGAGAUUUCACAAUUAUCUCAGAAAUUUCACAUUUGAAGAUUGCGCUGGCAAAAUAAUUUCGGAAUCGAAGUCGUGAUAUUCCACGUGUAUUCACAUUGGAGAGGAAAUUCAGAAUUCUCAAGAACUUCUGCAGAAUUAUUUUGAUGGAUGGAAAAUUUGGGGAACUGUGGAAUUGUGGAAAAUCUUCUAGAAAUAUUACAAUUUUCAUUGCUGCGAAAAAAUUCACUGUUUCAAAAAAUUAAUAGAUGUUCGAAUCAGCUAAAUUUGUUAUUACUUCUUCGGCAAAAUUCAAAAAUCCAGAAAAUAUUAAAUUUCCACAGAUUUCAAAAGAAAAAUUCACUGUUUCAAAAAUUUCAUAACUUUUCCAACAAGUUUUUUCAACUAAUUACAAAUUGCGAUACCAAAUUCAAAAUUUUCCAGAUGAAAUGGUGCUCUUGGUUGGCUCUAGUUUGCUCAUGCAUUUCAUUCGCCAACACCCGAAGCUCCGAUGAUGCAAAGCAAAUCGUUUCCAGCUUUAUGUGAGUCUGAAAAUCGAUUUCCAACCAAACAAUCUGAAAUUUCCAGGCUUUCCGUGUCUGCUGUCGUCAUGAGUUAUCUUCAAAAUCCUGCGCCAAUCAUUCCACCAUGGGUUUCACUUUUUCAGACUUAA
This is a messenger RNA of Caenorhabditis angaria, 1488 nucleotides long. The record is from the annotation of a GenBank genome assembly. Lineage: Eukaryota; Metazoa; Nematoda; Chromadorea; Rhabditida; Rhabditidae.